Messenger RNA from Micromonas commoda, 2185 nucleotides. Its product is annotated as ankryin repeat domain-containing protein. Gene Ontology annotation, cellular component: cytoplasm. The coding region runs from base 1 to 1941 and encodes 646 amino acids. Gene Ontology annotation, molecular function: protein binding. Lineage: Eukaryota; Viridiplantae; Chlorophyta; Mamiellophyceae; Mamiellales; Mamiellaceae. The transcript is spliced from 2 exons. The record is from RefSeq and is a predicted model, not a curated record.
AUGACCGCGACGAUGACCGUACCGCCGCGGGCCUCCGGCGCCUCUGCCGUUCAAGCCGACGAGGCGGAACCCAUGGACGUCGAGUGCAGUGUGCCCCCGAGGCUUUCCGAGGAGGACUACGCGCGCGAGAUCAUCCUGGCGGCGUAUCACCGGGACGCCGCGCGAGUCGCGUCCGUUUUGCGCCUGUGCGGGCCCAAGGCGACCGCCGAGAUGUCCUUGUCGCGCGCCGCGGCGGUGCAGCUGCUCGGGGAGGACGUCUACCUCGGCAGCCACAGUUGGAGCACCCAGGAGGGGUUCCCGGUGAUGUACUUCGCAGCCAAGUGGGGCGGCGCGGAGGUGACGAGGGUGCUGCUCGAAUCCGGAGCUCGCGUCGCGCAGUCCACCACGCUCGGAGUGCAGCCGCUGCACAUGGCGGCGCAGGAGGGCCAGGUUGGGGUUGCGCGGCUGCUCCUUCAGCACGGCGCACCCGCCGGGGCGACGGACCGCGCCGGAUGGUCCGCGUUUCACUACGCCGCGAACCACCGCUGGGCCACGUGGGUCGGCGACGUGUCGGGGCAGCUGGAAGUUUUGGAGCUGCUCGCCGCCGCGGGCGCGGACGUCAACGCGGGUGACAGCGAGGGGUACACGUGCGCGCACAGCGCGGCGCAGUCGGGCAAGACGGAGAUAUUGCGUUUACUCAAACGGCUCGGCGCGUCGCCGGACGCCAAGACGGCUCGCGGGGUGAUGCCGGUGCACGUCGCCGCGGAGGGGGGCCGAGCGGACGCGGUUGACGAACUCGUGCGAUGGUCACCUGGCGCGCUGGACGCGGAGGACUUUCGCGGGCACCAGCCCAUCCACCACGCCGCGUACCACGGCCACGUCGACGUGGUGGAGGUGCUCCUGCGACACGGCGCGGAGGUUCAGCCGGGGAGACGGAAGAAGCGCGCCAACCCCGAGGGUGGCGCCCCCGGCGACGUCGAUCACGAUGAAGGUUCGCCGUCGGGAUCAAACCGCGACAAAGAGAGGCACGGCACCACGCCGCUGCACCUCGCCGUGCGCAGCGGGUCCGUCGGCGUCGUCGCGGCGUUGCUCGCCGGCGGCGCGGACCCGCGCAGGCGCGACUCGCACGGCUGGACCCCGCGAGGGUUGCUGCAGGAGUGCGCCGCUCGCAAGGCUCCGGGGUCCCCCGCCACGCCUGUGAACGCGAUGCGCGACGACGACAGGGCUCGCGAGUACGCCGCCAUGGACGCGGUGCUUCGACGCGCGGAGAUGGGCGUGCCCCUCGUGUGGUCCAGGGCGGCGCACGGGUUCUACCCGCGCGAGUUCAAGCGCUUGACGCGCGAACUCGUCCUCGCCGCCGGGGUUCCCAUGGGACGCGCCGACGUCCCCACGCUCGCGGCGGAUACCGUAAUCGACGCGUGCGUCAGGGACGCGGCGCGAGGGGUGUGGCCGGAGGUGACCGAGCGCAACCUCUGGGACGUCGUGGAGCGCGUGAGGUGCACCGCGGAGGCGCGGUGGGCGGAGUCGUGCCUCCGCGGCAUCCGCGCUGGCGGCGGCGAACGUCGUGCACGCCGCCUUUCGGGCGACGUGGUUCGAUACGACCCGAGGUGGGGCGUGACCCUCGGGUGGUUCGGCGUCGGCGGCGUGGUGUCGGGCGACGGUAAUCCCAACCACAUGGCCCACCACCACCACCACCACCACACCGGGGGCGCGUGCAGCCCCCCGGGGAGCAACGCGCUCGCCUCCGUCGGCGUCGGCGGCGUCGGCGGCUACAGCCUCGCCAAGGAUGCGCUGAGGCUCUUUGGCGGCCACGCGACUCUGGACGAGGAGGGCGAGGAGGAGGUCGAGUCCGCGCCGCCCCCGCACCUCGUGCACCUUCAGCAGCAGUACCACCAGACGGCGUUCAGCAUGGCCGUGUAUCAUCACCUUCAGCGAGCGUCCGCCGCGGCGUUGGCGGCGUGAGAGCGCGUCGCGUACCCGGCGACGACGAAACGUGUACCUUUACUUUUCGCAGCAAGACGGCAAGACGAUAAUACUAAUACGCAACCGCAGCGGCUGGCCACGUGAGAUGUCACAUUGUUGUACCAUCACGAAUAGGGGCUAUUAUAGACGAUAUCCUAGCCCAGUAAGUGAGACGACCACGGUUGGGCCAGCCACAACUAGUUCUUUUUAUAUCCUUUGUAACAGCAAGACUGAGUUUAAGACG